AGACAGGUUGAGGCCCCAGCCCAGGAGGGGGUGAGGACAGGAUAUAUGAAACCCUCAGGGCCAGGCUCCGGGAGGCCCAUCUCAGGUCCUGGAGUGUCCAUGGAGCACUGCUGCACCAUGAAAUUCACCGCCACCUUCCUGGUGCUCUGUGUGGCCCUGCUCAGCCACUCUGCUGCCGCUUUCUUUGUGGACUCAGUGCCUAAGCCUGUGGCCCAACCUGUGGCUGCCCUCAACUCCGCCGCAGGGGCCGUGGCCAACCCCCUUCCCAACCACUUCAGUGCCCUGAAGUUCAUGCUGACCAGCUUGGGGGUCCCCGUGGAGCACCUCAUAGAGGAAUCCCAGAAGUGUGUGGCUGAGCUGGGCCCCGAGGCCGUGGGGGCCGUGAAGACUCUGCUGGGGGCCCUGACAUUGUUUGGUUGACCGGAGGCUGGAGAAGCCGUGCCUGAGGACAAGAUGCGGCCCACCUGAGCAUCCACGGCCUGCCCUCCCUCUCUUAAUAAACAUGGUUAAGAGCAA
Lemur catta (Ring-tailed lemur) is the source of this 516-nucleotide messenger RNA. It is a transcript of the gene SCGB3A1, whose product is annotated as secretoglobin family 3A member 1. Gene Ontology annotation, biological process: positive regulation of myoblast fusion. Lineage: Eukaryota; Metazoa; Chordata; Mammalia; Primates; Lemuridae. The record is from RefSeq and is a predicted model, not a curated record. The transcript is spliced from 3 exons. The coding region runs from base 46 to 420 and encodes 124 amino acids.